Oppia nitens is the source of this 1270-nucleotide messenger RNA. RefSeq lists its product as uncharacterized. Bases 486 to 1109 code for a protein of 207 amino acids. Lineage: Eukaryota; Metazoa; Arthropoda; Arachnida; Sarcoptiformes; Oppiidae. The transcript is spliced from 2 exons. The record is from RefSeq and is a predicted model, not a curated record.
UAAAAUAUGAGAGUCAAAGCAAUAUACAGUAUUAAAACACUUUUGAUUUUUUUGUUGGUUGUGUUAGUGACAAAUAAAACAACAUUUGAUUAAAACAGUAUUUAUUGUAUAUUAUAUAUCACACAUAUUUUGAUAGACAUUUGUAUUUUAAUAUUAUUAAUAUGAUUAUAGAAACAUAACAUAAAACACACAAUAAAUCAAUUAAUUAUAGUUUUAAUUAUUACUAAAUUAUUAUACAGUAUAUUGUUUUAUACAUUUGUUUUUUGUUUUUAUUUCUGUUUAUAAUUAGUGUAAUAAAUGUUUUCACAUCCAAUUUGGUUGCAUAUUGUUAUGUCAAACGUCUAGUCAUUAUUGUAUUUACAAUCAGAGGAAGAAAAAAACAGUUGUGUUGUGUUGUUGUGACCAUAGAUCUGGUGGUGUCAUCACUGAAGACUUAAGUAGAAGAAGAAGAAGAACAAGUGUUUAACAACACUUAAGAAGAAGAGAUGGCAAGUGAUCAGUCGUUUAGCUAUCGUUUGGUUAAAAUAGCAUUAAUACUAUUGAAUGCAUUGGUCAUCAUUGGUCUGACACUAAGUCUACUAUUGAUGGGCCAUCAUAUGGAUCCACCGGUUGUCAUAUUUGUCCUUAUUAUCGAAUCUAAUUUUGUGGCCGCUAUUGUCGGUGCCAUACGCGAGUCGCGGCCACUAGUGUUGACCACCGGAUCUGUAACACUGAUAAUGCUUUUGUUGGCCUCAUUUGGUCGGACAGAUAGGUCACAGAACGCGACGUUUUCGAUGCUCUACUUUCUGGCCAUUGUUAUGCUUUCGUAUGCCUUCUCAGCGAUGCUUAAAGACAGACAAAACUAUGGCCGCCGAUCGGCCGGUCAGCAGCGCGGAGUCAGAACACAAAUAACAGGUGCCGCCGACAACCAGUCAAGAGAUUCCUCGCCAUUUGCAGCUGUGGUUGUCUAUCAUCCGCCACCAACGGUUGGACACUUGGCACUCCCGAUGUCAACUUCGCAAUCGACAAGUCAAGAGUUAAGCAAUAUUAUGAAAGACCCGCCGCCACCCUAUGAUGACUGUCCGCCACCAAAAUAUGAAGACAUUACUAAUAAUCAUAAACCCGUUUAAACUAUUGUCAAUACUUUACUAUAAAAAAUCUUUUUUUCGUAUAUUUUUGAUUGACAAACAAACAAAAAUAUUGUUUCAUAAAUUUUGUUAAACCAGUUAUGUUUGUAUAUGCGAGCUAAUUGUCUACUAAACAUUGUUUGUGUUAGUUGUUUAUUAAUUUA